Molecule: messenger RNA, 1847 nt
Organism: Zea mays
Lineage: Eukaryota; Viridiplantae; Streptophyta; Magnoliopsida; Poales; Poaceae
Source: RefSeq, a predicted model, not a curated record
GGUUUGCUGUGUUGUGUCUCCAGCAAUGGAGCUGGCAUCAACAAUGUCCGUGGCAAUGGCUCUGGCGGCGGCCAUCUUCGUCGUCCUCUGCUCCGUCGUCGCCUCGGCACGUGGCCGCCGCGAGAAGGCCCUGAAGCUCCCGCCGGGCCCGCGGGGCUGGCCCGUGCUGGGCAGCCUCGGCGCGCUGGCGGGCGCGCUGCCGCCGCACCGCGCGCUGGCCGCGCUGGCGGCGCGCCACGGCCCGCUCAUGCACCUCCGCCUCGGCUCCUACCACACGGUGGUGGCCUCGUCGGCGGACGCCGCCCGCCUCGUCCUCAGGACGCACGACUCCGCCCUCGCCGACCGCCCGGACACCGCCGCCGGCGAGAUCACCUCCUACGGCUACCUCGGCAUCGUGCACACCCCGCGCGGCGCGUACUGGCGCAUGGCGCGCAGGCUCUGCGCCACCGAGCUCUUCUCCGCGCGCCGCGUGGAGUCGUUCCAGGACGUCCGCGCGCAGGAGAUGCGCGCGCUCGCGCGCGGCCUGUUCGGGUGCGCCGCCGGGCGCCGCGCCGUCGCCGUCCGGGAGCACGUGGCCGGCGCCACGAUGCGGAACAUCCUCCGCAUGGCGGUCGGCGAGAAGUGGUCGGGCUGCUACGGCAGCCCCGAGGGCGAGGCGUUCCGGCGCUCGCUGGACGAGGCGUUCGCGGCGACCGGCGCGGUCAGCAACGUCGGCGAGUGGGUGCCGUGGCUGGGCUGGCUCGACGUGCAGGGGUUCAAGCGGAAGAUGAAGCGUCUGCACGACCUUCACGACCAUUUCUACGAGAAGAUCCUCGUCGACCACGAAGAACGGAGGCGCCUUGCUCAAGCUUCCGGCGGCGAGUUUGUGGCGACUGACCUCGUCGACGUGCUGCUGCAGCUCAGCGAGGAGAGCACGAAGCUGGAGUCGGAGUCGGAGGCCAGGCUCCCUCGCGACGGCGUCAAGGCCCUCAUCCAGGACAUCAUCGCCGGUGGCACGGAGAGCUCGGCGGUGACGAUCGAGUGGGCCAUGGCGGAGCUUCUGCGACACCCGGAGGCCAUGGCCAAGGCCACCGAUGAGCUCGACCGCGUCGUAGGCAGUGGGCGCUGGGUCGCGGAGCGCGACCUGCCGGAGCUCCACUACAUCGACGCCGUCGUGAAGGAGACGCUGCGGCUGCACCCUGUCGGCCCGCUCCUCGUCCCGCACUACGCCCGCGAGCGCACGGUGGUGGCCGGCUACGACGUCCCCGCGGGCGCGCGCGUGCUGGUGAACGCGUGGGCCAUCGCGCGCGACCCGGCGUCGUGGCCCGACGCGCCCGACGCGUUCCAGCCGGAGCGGUUCCUGGGUGCUGCCGCCGCUGUGGACGUGCGCGGGGCGCACUUCGAGCUGCUGCCGUUCGGGUCCGGCCGACGCAUCUGCCCCGCGUACGAUCUCGCCAUGAAGCUGGUCGCCGCCGGCGUGGCGAACCUGGUGCACGGGUUCGCGUGGCGGCUGCCGGACGGGGUGGCGGCGGAGGACGUGAGCAUGGAGGAGCAUGUCGGGCUAUCCACGCGCCGGAAGGUGCCGCUCUUCGCCGUGGCUGAGCCCAGGCUGCCGGUGCACCUCUACAGCGCGACCGAAUGAAAACCAGGGUCUCUAUAUACAAAACUACUGGUAUUGUAUAUUUGAAAGUCUACGUUUUGUAUCUCAUAAUGUUGGAGUACUAGUCAAUCCGUACAUUGCCACAGUUUCUAUAUAUUAGAUGAGUAAACUCUAUUUUAAUAAGACAUAAUAGUAUGUGUGUACUAUUUGUUAGUUGAGUGUGAAUUUGGAGCUAAAAACCAAUAUUCAAAUCUUCAUUUGUACAUAA